Saitoella complicata NRRL Y-17804 is the source of this 228-nucleotide messenger RNA. RefSeq lists its product as uncharacterized. Gene Ontology annotation, molecular function: transcription coregulator activity. The record is from RefSeq and is a predicted model, not a curated record. The transcript has 3 exons. Gene Ontology annotation, cellular component: mediator complex. Lineage: Eukaryota; Fungi; Ascomycota; Saitoellomycetes; Saitoellales; Saitoellaceae. Gene Ontology annotation, biological process: regulation of transcription by RNA polymerase II. The annotation marks the transcript as partial.
CAACGCACACAAAGUUAUAUCCGGCGGAUCGAUGGUGCAACAGAAGCGCUAUCAGCACGGUUCCAAGACAUCAUGAGUGUGGCAGCGGUCGCUGGCAAGGAUCGACAGACUACGGCGACAGAGUGCUAUCAAAUAGAGGCCAACACGGCCUCUCUAAUCCGUGCUGCCGAGGAUCUGCUCAGCCUCACAAGAGAACUCAAGGAGGAAUGGCUUCUAGGGGACGUGUCU